This is a messenger RNA of Alternaria burnsii, 462 nucleotides long. RefSeq lists its product as uncharacterized. NCBI's taxonomy places the organism in Eukaryota, Fungi, Ascomycota, Dothideomycetes, Pleosporales, Pleosporaceae. The annotation marks the transcript as partial. The record is from RefSeq and is a predicted model, not a curated record. The transcript has 2 exons.
ACUAACGUUGCUGCGGGGGAACUAGUUGUCGAUGUGGUUGUCGAAGGUGUCGCUACUGAAGACGUCAUCGUCGAAGAUGUCGCUGCCGGUGACGUUGUGGCGGAAGAUGCUGUCGAUACGUCCAAGGCCAAUAACGAUAAGAAGCUUCUCCUCAUGCGCGCGAAGGCACGGCUCUUUAACAAUGCUGUGCAUUCUACCUGCCUAUCUGAACGCCCCCGAGUACUUCAGGCAAGACUCACGAAUCAUAGUCUCCGAACUACCGAAGUCCAAUUGGCGCCUGACCGUCUGGAAGAACGCCACCGGGGUCGCUGCACUCUGUGGCACUCUCUUGUCAACAGUCUGUACCAGCACCCCCUGGUUCUCCUAACGCCAAAAGUGACAAGAAGGAUCGCGACUCCUGAUAACACUUUCUUCGCCGGAUACGGCUAUGCAGCCAAGACUGUGGCUGUAUUGGGGGCCUGA